Molecule: messenger RNA, 435 nt
Organism: Hippopotamus amphibius kiboko
Lineage: Eukaryota; Metazoa; Chordata; Mammalia; Artiodactyla; Hippopotamidae
Product: chromosome transmission fidelity protein 8 homolog
Exons: 1
Coding region: 70-435 (121 amino acids)
Biological process (GO): mitotic sister chromatid cohesion
Cellular component (GO): Ctf18 RFC-like complex
Source: RefSeq, a predicted model, not a curated record
CGCGCGGUGCCGCGGUCGGCAGCCGCCAUUGCAGCUUAUUUUCAGUUGCUUUUUAAAGACAGAAAGCUCAUGGUGCAGAUUGUCAUUUCCAGUGCUGGGGCUGGAGGCCUGGCAGAAUGGGUGCUGAUGGAGCUACAGGGGGAGAUCGAGGCUCGCUACAGCACUGGAUUAGCUGGAAACCUCCUGGGAGACCUACAUUACACCACUGAGGGAAUCCCUGUGCUGAUUGUGGGGCAUCAUAUCCUUUAUGGGAAAAUCAUCCACCUGGAGAAACCUUUUGCCGUCCUUGUUAAACACACUCCCGGGGAGCAGGAUUGUGAUGAACUCGGCUGCGAGAAUGGCACCCGGUACCUGGUGACAGCUCUCAUCAAAAACAAGAUCCUUUUCAAAACUCGCCCCAAGCCCAUUAUCACCAACGUCCCUAAGAAAGUAUGA